GCGAUCGUUUGUCGGUUUUUCUACCUGAUCUUUUCCAGAUGUCUCAACCCAAGCCGAUUUUGUACUACGACGACCGCAGUCCGCCGGUGCGCAGUUGUCUUAUGCUAAUCAAAUUGCUGGAUAUCGAUGUAGAGCUACGGUUUGUGGAUCUCUUCAAGGGCGAACAGUUCCAUAAAGAUUUCUUGUCGUUAAAUCCCCAGCACAGUGUUCCCACUUUGGAGCACGGUGAUCUGGUGCUGACUGAUAGCCAUGCUAUACUGAUUCACCUGGCGGAAAAGUUCGACAAGGACGGAAGUUUGUGGCCCGUGGAGCAUGAGCAACGUAUGAAGGUCCUGAACCUCCUGCUCUUCGAGUGCUCCUUUCUGUUCCGUCGUGACAGUGAUUUUAUGUCGGCUAUUGUCCGCCAGGGAUUUGACCAUGUCGAUGUGGCACUUCAUGAACGCAAACUGACCGAGGCGUAUAUCAUCAUGGAGCGCUACCUGGAAAAUAGCGAUUUCAUGGCCGGGCGACAGCUGACGCUCGCCGACUUAUCCAUCGUGACCACAUUGAGCACCGUCAAUCUCAUGUUUCCCCUGUCGCAGUUCCCACGUCUGCGGCGCUGGUUCACCGCGAUGCAGCAGCUGGAUGCCUACGAGGCCAACUGCAGCGGAUUGGAGAAGCUGCGUAGAACGAUGGAGAGCGUCGGUAGCUUCCAGUUCCCCUCCUCAUCUACAUGCUCCAACGCCCCCGAGGAGGUGGAAUAGCUCGGGAUGGUUAUUAAAAUCCGUGUUUAAUUUAUCUUCGAGUCGGGUGAAAUUUGGUAUUUGCACUGCAGGUGAAGGGUUAACAGUGGGAU
Molecule: messenger RNA, 835 nt
Organism: Drosophila takahashii
Lineage: Eukaryota; Metazoa; Arthropoda; Insecta; Diptera; Drosophilidae
Gene: GstE14
Product: Glutathione S transferase E14
Biological process (GO): glutathione metabolic process
Molecular function (GO): glutathione transferase activity
Source: RefSeq, a predicted model, not a curated record